AUGAUGAAUCUACAUGCCAUAAUGAUUGGGCUUGCCGCUUGGGAAAGAAAUCACCAAAAUAGUUGCCAUUCAUUUGUCCGUGGUCAAAAAGCCCCUGCAGCAUUGCAAAUUUCGCCCAUGUCUCUCUUCAAAAGCAUACUCCAUCUAACUCUUCUUCCAGCAGUCGUACUUGCCCAGGGUUAUGGCGGCGGCGGCGGAGGUUCUGGAACAACCACAUCUAGUCCCAGUGCUCCGUCCGCCCCUGCUGACACGCCAGGACAGAUGAAUGUAGAUGUGUUUUACCAGGGUAAUUACGUCUUCCACCCUCCCAAUCUCAACGCCAGCAACGGUACGCUCGUGACGUUUUAUAUUCCUGGGGGAGCUUUACCACAUUCCGUCACGCAGUCCUCGUUCAACGCGCCCUGUACUUAUCUGCAAGCAAACACCACUGCUAGUACACCCGCUGGUUUCGACUCCGGCUUGACCAAUUCAAAACAGUUCACAAUCAACAUUACGGACGACACGAAACCAAUCUGGUUCCAUUGCAAAUCUCCAUUGCAUUGCGGUAUGGGUAUGGUGGGAAGCAUCAAUGCUCCAUCGACAGGAAACACCCACGAUAUGUUCGUAGCAAAGGCAAAAUCAAUUGGAAAUAAUGAAGUCACGGAGGCAGACACUGGUGCAGUGACUGGUGGAUUCAACGCAGUUGCGACUGCCGGACCGAGUGCAAGUUCAAAUGGCUCAACGAAAGUAAUGGCCAGUGUUGGUGUAUCGUUGUACUUUGUUAUUCUGGUUCUAUCUUUACUGUAG
Messenger RNA from Marasmius oreades (fairy-ring Marasmius), 786 nucleotides. RefSeq lists its product as uncharacterized. NCBI's taxonomy places the organism in Eukaryota, Fungi, Basidiomycota, Agaricomycetes, Agaricales, Marasmiaceae. The coding region runs from base 1 to 786 and encodes 261 amino acids. The record is from RefSeq and is a predicted model, not a curated record. Gene Ontology annotation, molecular function: electron transfer activity; copper ion binding. The transcript is spliced from 6 exons.